Molecule: messenger RNA, 2763 nt
Organism: Closterium sp. Naga37s-1
Lineage: Eukaryota; Viridiplantae; Streptophyta; Zygnematophyceae; Desmidiales; Closteriaceae
Source: the annotation of a GenBank genome assembly
AUGUCCGACGUUGGUCCCCCAACCGACCACAUUCAGACCUCUACCCCCGAAGAGACGCUCAAGUUACUCUACGAUCUUGACGCACUGACACAGAUUCCAGAAGGGGAGUUCACCAAGGACAUUCCCCCACCGCCUAUAGGGGAGUUUACCAAGCCAGCUAGUAAAUCGACAUCGACGCAAGAUGGGCAGCUUGGACCUUCGUCGGUACCGGGCGACUCAGGAAACCAGGUUGAUGACGAGGAGGAGGAGGAGGAGGAGGAGGAGGAGGAGGAGGAGGAGAGCGACGACGAAUACGACGAGCGUCCUCCGCGUAGCACGAAUCCGCGCACCUUGGAAGAACGCCUCCGGCGGGAACUUGAAUACAUAGAUGACAUGCUCGAACAGGACGAGGACGAGGACGAGCAGAACAUGGCGGUGCCAUGCAAACAGUGGAGAGCAGCAGACUUCGUCGAGGACGACAUGGUUUACGCAAGCAUCGACGUGCUGGUCAUAGACGCCCUACGCCACAUGCAAACCGUGGAGAAGAAUAGCACGCUGAGGCUGUACACCUCGUUCAUCUACCACUACAAGAGGUGGGCGGCGAAAAUGCUGACGCAAAUAUGCGACAAGCUUCCCCAGGAGCACAGGCGUAGGCACGUCGAUGAGAUCGGCCACUACAUCCGGGACAACAAGAAGAAGAAUUGGGACAAAGUGGCCGAGGUCCCCCGGGAGUACAUCUGGCUGCAUGGCCCUAGGAUGGCGGCGAGAGUGGAGGCGACGCUCUACCGGGAGAAGGAGCUGAGCAUCAUGCGGGAGAUCUCGGUGGUCAGAUCGGAGGUGCGGUUCAUGGUCCGCACCAAGAACGAGAGGGACGUCAAGAAUUGUGCCGACCGGCGUCGCGGCACCAUCGGCGAUACCUACACCGCCGAACAGUUCCGCCAGAUCAUGAUGAAGGUGCUGCCGACAUGGGCGGCGUCGGCGUGGAACCCGCGGGCAACCGCUCCUUCGCAGACGCUGUGGCGAUUUCUACUCACCAAGGCGCUCACGCCACUCUCCCACCACACUCUCCUGCGAGGCGCCAACAUCCGCGAGAUCACGCUCCCCGACAUCUUCUUGUACCGACUGGCUAGCACCUCGUCGGUGAACCCGGAGAACCAGCCGGUCGUCAUGGUGAUCGCCGCGCGGAACUCGAAGACCUCCAAGGAUGCCCGUCUUCAGCAGAGCUACGCGGCGCGACACUUGGAAGCGGAGUUGUGCGCCGUCGGCGAGACCGGCCUAUGGUUGCACUUCAUCCUCGACCAGAUCGGUCAGUUCAACGGCGUCGACUUCCUUCCGCCGCUUGACACCACCGAACGCGAGCGCUGGUACAAGAAGCACCUCUUAUUCGCCCGCAACGACAAGGAGCAAAAAGAGCUCUCCGCCGCCAGCCACCAACGUUGGACGCGGCAAAUGUGGACGACCAACAAGGUGUUCUGCAAGCGGAACGUGCACGCCUCUCGCGCCGGAUGUGCGCAGGAGCUAGCCAUUGAAGGGACGCCUCGCGCCGAGAUCGCCGAGCUGGGUCACUGGGCACUCGACAAGAUGACGCGUGCUUACAUCACAGCCAUUCCCGUUGGGGUGGUGAUGAGGAAGGCCGGCUACUCGGGUUGCAAGCAAGACUACUUCUUGGGUCGCAGCAGGGUCGAGCCCUCCGACAAACAAUUGGACAUCAUCGCCGAGCACAUCUUCCCCGGCGUGGAUGCUCUGCUGCGCGAUGCUGAAACGCGAGCUGCCAAAGGGAGCGACGCCGACAAAGCCGCCGUGCACUUCUGGCGUACCCUCCAGAUGAUGCGCCGCAUCGUCGCCGAGGACCUCGCGGUGAAGCUCGUCCGCACCCCUUGGCACCCGUACGUCCAAGGUUCGAAGCUCUGCCGGAUUGCCCUCUUUCAGCACUGGGCGAAAAGGGUCGAGAAGAUCGACACCGAAACGAUCAACAAACGCCGGGACCCAACCCUCAUUCAGCCAGAGGAAAUCUCCGUUCGCUUGGACACCAAAUACCAUAACAUGUCCCUCAAGGAGACGCUGAAGUACGAGAGGGAGCGCUCCGCGAUCGAGAAGAUUGACCUUCAGGAGGAACUCGAGAAGCGCGACGAUACCAUCGCGACGCUGACCGCCGAGAUAACCCGUCUCACUGAGGCACUCUGUGUGUUAGACGCACAGAGGAUGCCGGCGACGCCGCCGUCGGGGAACGAGCAGACGCCGAGCGAGAGUGGCUCCGCGGAUUCGGCCAGUACGGGGGCCAGAAACAAGAAACAGUUUGAGAAACCCCCACAGACGCUCGACGAGGCUCGUUACGAGCUCAACGUGGUGCAACCUUGGCGGGAGUCAAAGACCGUGAGGGACGCUUGGCGCCUCUGGAACUCCGCCACCGCCGAUGACACCCGUCGUCUUUGCGACAGGGUCGCCGAGCCGGGAUUCGUCGACCGCCACACCCUCCUCAAAGGCGCGACGCAGGGUGCACACGACAUGAAGGUGCGCCGCAUGCUGAAGGCCAUGGAUGCAGUGCGCCUUCUUCGCUCGAGCGACGGCGAUGCCGACACCGAAGCCGUCGUCGCUGCCCUGAACAAGAUCGCAGCGCUGGGCAUCGGGACCUUCUGCGAUGCCUUCACGGUGCUCAAACCGGGAACCGCACCGACGAAGUCCAAGGAGCCCGGCAUGGGCGUCAAGGGGCUGGGCCCCAAGUCGGUCUCGAAGCUUCGUCUCGCCUGUGCGCUGGUGGCAGUCAACUUGAAGCCGACCGCUUGA